Molecule: messenger RNA, 1140 nt
Organism: Nothobranchius furzeri (turquoise killifish)
Lineage: Eukaryota; Metazoa; Chordata; Actinopteri; Cyprinodontiformes; Nothobranchiidae
Source: RefSeq, a predicted model, not a curated record
UAAGGAAGCUCAGAAGAUAUUUACUUCUACUGCACCAAUGGAAGUAGCUGAUCUCUGUGCCCCAGAAUUAUUAAACUCAUCUUGUAGGAAAAAAAUACUUCCAUAUUUUGUAAACCUUUUACUUUAUUUUGUAUUUUUCUUCAUGUCUUUUUUCACUGUGACUCUUAACCUUCUUGUCAUCAUCUCCAUUUCACAUUUCAGGCAGCUCCACACCUCAACUAAUCUCCUCCUCCUCUCUCUGGCUCUCUCAGAUUUUUCGGUGGGCUUUUUUAUGUUCUUUCAGCUUUCUGUCACGGAUGGAUGCUGGUAUCUUGGUGACCUCAUGUGUGUUCUUUAUUACGUUUUAAACGGGGUUAUCACCUCUGUUUCAGUAGGAAACAUGGUGCUCAUAUCAAUUGAUCGUUAUGUGGCUAUAUGUGAACCUUUACAUUAUCCCUCUAAAGUCACCCCCAAAAGAGUCCAAAUUUGUGUUUCACUUUGUUGGAUUUGCUCCAUCCUUUAUGUCAUUUUCUUGUUGAGGGACAACUUUAAACAACCAGGAAAGUUUAAUUCCUGCUUUGGUGAGUGUGUUAUUGAUGUUAGCUUUAUUAAUAAUAUCACAGAUUUUAUGCUGACCUUCAUUAUUCCCAUUACAGUUGUUGUGCUGCUGUAUGUGAGGGUUUUUGUUGUGGCUGUGUCUCAGGUUCAGGCCAUGCGCUCUCAUACUGCAGCUGUGCAGCAAAAACAAUCAGGAAAGGUCGCUGCAAGGAGAUCUGAGCUAAAAGCAGCUGGGACUCUGGGAAUUGUUAUACUUGCAUUUCUUUUUUGCCUUUGUCCAUAUUACUGUGUGACACUUAUUGGUCAGAGUUCUCUUCUCAAUUCUUCGUCUAUGGCCUUUUUAUUGAAUCUGUUUUAUUUUAAUUCUUGUCUCAACCCAAUGAUCUAUGCUUUUUUUUAUCCCUGGUUUAGAAAUGCUAUUAAAGUUAUUGUUACCCUUGAAGUUUUGAAGUCUGGCUCAUCUGAUGCCAACAUACUGUAAAGGUUCAUGUAAGAGUAAUUAAAGAGCAAGUCACCCCCAAAUCACAUUUUUUUUUUGCUGAUAAACUAUAUAAAGGAGUGUCUAAUCGUGCUACAGACACGUGUAGUCAAUAAUUUGGCAGU